Molecule: messenger RNA, 6512 nt
Organism: Pectinophora gossypiella (pink bollworm)
Lineage: Eukaryota; Metazoa; Arthropoda; Insecta; Lepidoptera; Gelechiidae
Gene: Aldh
Product: aldehyde dehydrogenase, mitochondrial
Exons: 11
Coding region: 78-1619 (513 amino acids)
Molecular function (GO): aldehyde dehydrogenase (NAD+) activity
Source: RefSeq, a predicted model, not a curated record
UUUUAUCGGUCAGUUGCCGGCCGGUAAGUGCUGAAGUGCUAACGUAUCUAUAGCAGUGAUUUUUUACAGCAUAAAAAAUGCUAAGAACCCUCAGUAAAAUUGUGCAGACGCAGAAAGCGACGUUUGCGUCGGCCGCUGCUGCCGCGCCGGCUCCCCAGACCAAUCCCGACAUAUUGUACACCGGGCUGUUCAUCAACAAUGAGUGGGUGAAGUCUUCUGACGGGAAGACCUUCAAUUCUGAGAACCCUGCAACGGGUCAAGUCAUCGCUGAGGUGCAACAAGCAGGCAAAACUGAUGUGGAUAUUGCUGUUAAAGCUGCCAGAGAUGCUUUCAAAAUUGGUUCACCAUGGAGGAAGAUGGACCCUUCGGACCGCGGCCGCCUCAUCAACAAAUUGGCUGACCUUAUUGAACGCGACAGGGCAUACUUGGCGAGUCUGGAAACCCUGGAUAACGGCAAGCCGUACCUAGCAGCGUACUAUGGCGACGUGGCCGGCGUGGUCAAGAACCUGCGCUACUACGCCGGCUGGGCCGACAAGAACCACGGCAAGACGCUGCCCAUCGACGGGAAGUACUUCGCCUACACCAGGCACGAGCCUGUCGGAGUGUGUGGUCAGAUAAUCCCGUGGAACUUCCCGCUGCUGAUGGCGGCGUGGAAGCUGGGACCGGCGCUCGCCACCGGCUGCACGCUCGUGCUCAAGCCGGCCGAGCAGACGCCGCUCACUGCGCUGUACGUCGCUCAGCUCAUCAAGGAAGCAGGAUUCCCGGCAGGCGUGGUGAACGUGCUACCUGGCUUCGGAGACACGGGGGCCGCUCUAGUAGACCACCCGGACAUUGACAAGAUUGCUUUCACUGGUUCAACCGAUGUGGGUAAACUGAUCCAGCGCGGCUGCGCGGGCUCGGUCAAGCGCCUGACGUUAGAGCUGGGAGGGAAGUCGCCCAACAUCGUGUUCGGCGACGUCGACCUCGAGUACGCGGUGGAACAGUCCCACAUGGCGCUCUUCUAUAACAUGGGCCAGUGUUGCUGUGCAGGGUCGCGCACGUUCGUAGAGGACAAGAUCUACGACAAGUUUGUAGAGAUGUCCGCGGAGCGCGCCAAGCGGCGCGUCGUCGGUAACCCCUUCGACCCUAAGACUGAACAGGGACCUCAAAUCGACAGCGAGCAGCACACAAAGAUCCUGGGGCUGAUCGAGAGCGGCAAGCAGCAGGGGGCCCGGCUGGUGGCGGGCGGCGGCCGCGCGGGCGACGCCGGAUACUACGUGCAGCCCACCGUGUUCACCGACGUCAAGGACCACAUGGACAUCGCUAAGACUGAGAUCUUCGGGCCGGUACAGCAGAUCAUCAAGUUCUCCCAGAUGGACGAGGUGGUGGAGCGCGCCAACAACUCUGACUAUGGACUCGCCGCCGCCAUCUUUACCAAGGACCUUGACAAGGCCAACUACCUUAUUCAGGCUCUCCGCGCAGGCACGGUGUGGGUGAACGACUACAACGUGUUCGGCGCGCAGGUGCCGUUCGGGGGCUACAAGCAAUCCGGCAUCGGCCGCGAGAACGGACCGUACGGCAUCCACAACUACACCGAGGUCAAGGCCGUUGUUGUCAAACUCACGGACAAAAUGUCCUAGGACGGGAGAAUAUACAGGGGUGCUAGCGACACAGUACCGAAUACUGAGCGGUUGAUGGAUAAUUGAGCUAAUUUUCCGUCGCAAAAUUAUGGAACUGAACGGAAAAAAUACUUAAAAAAUCUUUCAUUAAUUUAAGAAAUUCCAUUUGAUAUUAAUGAUAUUCAGAGUCACGGUCUGAAUUAUUCACAAAAACACACAAAGAACAGCGCAAAUGCACAGGAAACUAUUCGCAUGGCAAUCACUCCGCGGUAUACACAUUAACGUAAUAAUGUUCCAGGUUCGUUAGUGUUCUAAAAUGCCGACUUACGCCAUAAUUAUGUGUAGAAAUGACGACAUCGGUUUCAAUACAAACGACGUUUCAUAAUAUUUCUCCUUUAUUUUCUGUUCUGAGGAAUCAUACCUCUCAGUUUUCGGCACGGUGUCACUAACACCCAUACGUACUGUAUCCAUAACGUGGAGUCAUAGCGCGCACCGUGAUUAAUAAACCAACGCUAUUGGCUACGCGACAAAACAAUUCUAUUGGCCCAUUUACCGCGUCAGACGCGUACGGCAUUUACGGCUAACUAUAGUUAUAAAAGUGAAUUACAAUCAAAAUAAAUGUCCAAAGAUCAGUUCGCUGGCGAAGUAGUAAGCCAUCCGAGGCAAGAAUUGAGUGUGCGUCAAGCUAGCGGCCUCAAAAAAAAAAUGGGCACGAAAAAAUAAUUUGACCAUACCAAAAAAUAGUACUCUUAUUGAAAAAAAUAGUACCUCUUGUAAAAAAAUUAGUACCAUCACGGUUCUGGAUUUAUAGCCAUGUUUUAUUGCACUUGCUAGCUUGACGGUGAGCGAAAUUUGGCGAGAGUUAACGACAAGGUCUUUCGCUUUGAUUUAAACGCCAAAAAAUAGUAUCGAAAUAGUACUCACCCCCUGCAAAAUACCGAAAGUAGUACUUCAACGGUUCCAAAGUUAUAAAGGUAGUUCUUUGAUCCCGCUAGCUUGACGUUUUGAAAAUACCUAUUAUCUGGGGAAUGCUUGCAUACUUCAGUUUGUAACUGAUGUCAAUAAACUCGUAUGAAAUAGUACUCCCUACCAUCAUAAUUUGGACCUGAUUCUCUUUGUAGAAAUAUGUCAAAAAGUCAUUAUAACCUAUGUCAUACAUUUAUCAAGACGAGUACAGUCGCGAACAAAAUUAUUACACAUGGUCAAGAACAAAGACCUUGUAUAGAAUAGACGGAGCAUAUUUAAGACGAAAGAAAAACAUAGGUUUUGUCUUUCGCACUCAUGUGAGCCGUCAUAAGUUAAAAAGAGAUAAAUAUACUAUCGUCGUAACGUCUUUUGUACUCGUGUAACGGGUUUGUUAUAGAAACGUACCUAUAGUAUAUGUUUUUGUAUCAGAACCACUAGUGCCGUUCCAUGUCUUUAUCGACAUUAUUAUUGGCUAAAUAUUUCAUGUUAGUCCAAGAUCUAAAAAAAUAUACAUUACAAAUUGAAUGAUUAAUUAAAUACAGAAAUAACGACCUAGUAUCCAUACCUGGGUGGGUAGAACCACAAGUAAAUUAGUUAAAACGAUACCUAUUUGUACCCUGAUAGAAAGAUACCUAAGAAGAACCGUACGUUGCGGUGACAGAUUCAGAACCACUUAUUCAUCGUAAUUAUCAUGGACAAACUUGUUAAAGGUCAAUUUAUCAUUUUUUAAUCUAUGUCAUUUCGCAAGGUGUUAUGGCCGAGGAGGUCGAGGACGGUCCAUCUAGUCCACAUAUACUAUAGUAUCAUUUUAAUACGACAUUGCGGCCACCCUUUGGUUGCUAUAAAUCACAUACCUACCCUUUUAUAAAAAUUAAAUACACGUUUUUCAUUGACUUGACCGGAAAUCGAAUCGGCUCUCGAUACAAGAAGUAGACGACCUUCUAGUAUAUUUCGGGGAUUAUCUCAAUGCGAUUAAAGAAUAAAAGCAAAUACUUCUUUAUAAGAUUUUUAUUCAAUAUAGUUAGAAUACAAUGACUACGAAGCACUGAACAAUUCCGACUUUUGGUGAUAAAAAAAAAUAUUUCCUCUUGUUCACUUUCUUUAGAAGUGUAUAGUGUCGGCUCUGGUCGUUAUAACUUUACCUGCAAGAAUGGCACAUAUUAACGUGGAGCACACAAAUACACAAGCAUUGCAUGUUUACACAUUGCACAUAGAAGGAAUAAUCACAGGUAAUUACCAAAAUAGUUAUUCAUACUAAUUAUUUUGUGCAAUAGAGAAUAUUUGUAUUGUAUUGAAAUAUUUUUUCCAUGCUAAUGUAGAAUACAAAAACGAAAUAGCUGCAAAUUUAUCUAUAAACUUAUAACUAAACUUAAACUCACCUUAUGUGAGAUAUGUGAGUGAAUAUUGUUGGUACUGCAUCUCUAUGUAAUAUUUUUGUUUGGUAUCCUGCUCGAUAGAAAGCAAGAUACAUCGAAAUGUAAUUAGCACAGGCUUAAAUAAGGAGAAGGCGUCCUUCAGAAAAGAGAAUUAUCUCGUUUCAUGGUCUGAAUCUAAUUGUUUCUUAAUUUCUUGUUUCGUAAAUUAGGAAAUCUGGAAAAUACAAUAUCUUUAUGUAAUCUUCAUCCAAAUCGGAAACAGGUCGAAAAAUAAAUUAAACGUGAAUAGAAUAACGCAACAUGUAGAUGUUACAUUCAAACAUAAUAUUAUGUUAUCGAUAUCAAAGGACAACACUACUUAUAAUACUUUGGGUACAUAAUCUGUCAAAGCUGAUUAACGUAAAAUGUGAAAUCAAUUAUUUGUACAAAUGUGACGGCUUUGCUGAAAAUAUGCGUCUGCAUCGUGUUUAGGGCUCAAUAAACUUUACAAAAACCAGACCAGGUAAUGUAUUUCUUGCACACAAACAUGUAUUAUGUGGUCGAUAACUUACCCAUGGUGAGACAUUGUUUGAUCGUUCUCCAUUAUAACACCCAUUCUACUCUCACAACCAAUAGCUACGCAAGCCAUGGUUCAUAAUGAAUAACUAUUUCACAGAUUGUUUAUAUAAAAAGUUAAAAUAAUGUCCCAAAACACCAAAAAACUAACGGCAGGUUUGGUAUCCAGCUGACUACCACAACAUCUCAAAACGGUAAACACUGACGUUCUAGACAGCGGUGUUUGUCUAUGUUUGUUUCUUUUUUCCACAGAGAUUGUUGCCAUAGGGAAGAAAGAGAGCUGUGAUAGUUUGAUCGUCACUCUAAAAUAUUAUCCGUCUAUUCUAUACAAGGUCUUUGGUCAAGAAUGUUGUCAGAUUUCAGUAUUUUUCCCCAUUUUUGGGUAAAAAUUGGUGAAGUGCCAGGGUUGUUAGAUGAAAGUAAUAUCAUUGUUGAAACUCUUUGAGUUAUUCUACAAAUACUGCAAAUUGUUUAUUAACAAACACUUCGAUCCGUAACAAAUUCAACAUGAAGGUAUAAAUUAUAAAAUAAAACAGCAGAUUAAAAUCACAGAUUGUUUUCGAUAAGAACUAGACCCAUGCAGCCAUUUUCUAUUAAAAUUAGUGCAUAUGGGUGUAUGCAAUAGGAAUUUUUUGUAAUAGCAGCACUGAAGUGCAAAGAAAUGGUAGGGUAGACCUCCAAAAUGGCAAUACUUACGAAUAAAUUGUGAGGUUAUGUAAUUGUCUACGUGACUGUAUCAACAACAAAUGUAUGGCAUAGGUUAUGAUGAUUUUUUAACAUUUCUACAAAGAGAAUCGGAUCAAAAUUAUGAUGGUAGGGAGUACUAUUUCAUACGAGUUUAUUGACAUUAGUUACAUACUGAAGUUUGCAAGCGUUCCCCAGAUAAUAGGUAUUUUCAAAACGUCAAGCUAGCGGGAUCAAAGAACUGCCUUUAUAACUUUGGAACCGUUGAAGUACUACUUUCGGUAUUUUGCAGGGGGUGAGUACUAUUUCGGUACUAUUUUUUGGCGUUUAAAUCAAAGCGAAAGACCUUGUCGUUAACUCUCGCCAAAUUUCGCUCACCGUCAAGCUAGCAAGUGCAAUAAAGCAUGGCUAUAAAUCCAGAACCGUGAUGGUACUAAUUUUUUUACAACAGGUACUAUUUUUUUCAAUAAGAGUACUAUUUUUUGGUAUGGUCAAAUUAUUUUUUCGUGCCCAUUUUUUUUUGAGGCCGCUAGCUUGACGCACACAGAAUUGAAACCAAUUCCGCGCGGGCGCUCUUGCCCUUAUACAAACAUUUAAUUUCUUCUAUUUUUCUGCCUAUUCCGAUAGGAACUAUAGAUGCUAGUUAUAUAAUUGGAUAGUUUCCUAGGUCAAAUAUAAAUUAUGAAAUUGUGAUUACUAAAUAAAGACAUCUUAAACUGGCGAAAAACGUUUUCGUUUCUCUAUUUAACUUAUUAAGGAAUUUUAUUAAAGAAAAUUGUAAUAAUACGUGCGUCAAUUUGUCAAGGUUUUCUAUGACGUCACAGGUUGCUUUUGCAUACAAAUUCCAUGGGAAUUUCGUGUUUUGGCAUUUAGUAAAAAAAUAACUGAUUUGACCAGUUUGAAACUACCCUAAUAUGUACGGUUAACCAUACAAUUAUGUUUUACAAAAUAUAGUUAUCACUAGAUGGUGCUGGUAAUAGUACUGCUACUAUUUUCUAUGUAAUAUAAUUACGUGUAACGAAAGUUUCACAUUUUUAAGUAUAACUUAAUUAAACACCAUGUCUUCCAGUAAGGGACGCACAAAGUUUUAAUUAUGAAUUUAGUAUUUACGUAUUGUAGAGGCUAAAACUUAAUGCAUUGUGUUACUUUUGCCAUACUCGGUGCCAUUUAGCUUUUAUUCUUCUUUCAAAUACGUUUUGUCUGCAUAGAUAAAUGCGUGUAUGAAACUGUUACAAACUUUAUAUUGUUGUGUCCAGGAUCCAUUAUAUUUUAAACCAGAAGCAUAUUAUAUUUUACACAUGUACUUAUUUUGAAUAAAAGAAUUCGUUAAGAA